AUGGGUCAUGCUGCCCAGAACUCUGCCAUUCAAAGUGAGCGCAAGGCAGCAGCCUUCCGAAAUCUCGGUCUUACGCAAGAUACGCGGGCUACUGUCGAACAAGUACUGGAUCCCAGGACUAUGCAAGUGCUCAGCAAGUUCUUGAAACGAGGUCUAUUCGAUGAGAUUCAUGGAUGUAUCAGCACUGGCAAAGAGGCCAAUGUUUACUACGCUACGACCAAUGAUGGCCAUGAGCGCGCUGUGAAGGUCUACAAGACGUCUAUCUUGGUUUUCAAAGAUCGAGCCAGAUAUGUGGAAGGUGAAUUUCGAUUCCGGCAGGGCUACUGCAAGGGCAAUCCACGCAAGAUGGUCGCGCAGUGGGCGGAAAAGGAAAUGAGGAAUCUCCGGCGACUGGGAGCAGCAGGUAUUCCAUGCCCAGAGGUGAUCGAUGUACGACAAAACGUGCUUGUAAUGGACUUCCUUGGUCACGACAGCACUGCAGCGCCCCGCUUGAAGGAUGCCGACGGCAUAGACGCUGCAGCGUGGGAGUCGCUGUACAUUGACUGCGCAGUUCUAAUGCGCAAGAUGAUGCAGCAAUGCAAGCUGGUACAUGGUGAUCUCUCUGAGUACAACAUGCUUUAUCAUGAUGGACAGCUCUACAUCAUCGAUGUGUCCCAGUCGGUAGAGAACGAGCAUCCGCAGGCAUUGGACUUCUUGAAAAGAGAUUGCGUGAAUGUCAACAACUUCUUUGGAAAGCGCAUGGCCUCCCGGCCUGUUCCAGUCAAGCGGUUGUUCGAAUAUGUUGUAACACGCGAACUCCCGAGGCUGGAAAAGCCUGAAGCUGCUGAAGUUCAAGAUGUACAGGCUUUUCAGGACAUCUUAAAAGCUGCAUCAGACGGUAAAUUUGACGAAGAUGAUGUGGAAGAUGAGGUUUUCAUCCAGACUUGGAUUCCAAGCAAUCUGAACCAGGUGUCCGAUCAACGAUACCUCGAACGAGAGCUUGAAAAAAGGCAAAGAGGAGAGGAGGUCCUCUACGAGCGACUUCUUGCUGACAAGAAAGCGGAUGAAGGUCAAUCUCAGUCGCAGGAGAGUUCUGAGAGUGAGGCAGAGGUUGACAAGCUGGAAGACGACCAGGUAGAUGAUGAAAGUGACUCUGAAGAGGGCAACAAGUGUGAUGGGCACAAGCCAGAUGGUGUAGACAAGGCGGAGUGGAAGAAAAAGGUGAAGGAAGAAAAACGCGAAAAGCGUAAGGAGAAGGUCCCAAAGGCAGGGAGGGUUACUCAGUGCUAA
Molecule: messenger RNA, 1269 nt
Organism: Cladocopium goreaui
Lineage: Eukaryota; Dinophyceae; Suessiales; Symbiodiniaceae
Source: the annotation of a GenBank genome assembly